AUGGGUAUUGUGGAGAAGAUUCAGGAGAUUGAGCGGGAGAUCAGUCGGACGCAGAAAAACAAGGCCACGGAGUAUCAUCUUGGCCUAUUGAAGGCAAAGUUAGCCAAAUACCGCCAACAACUACUUGAACCUACUGGUAAGAGUGGUGCUAAAGGAGAGGGGUUUGAUGUUAUGAAAAGUGGAGAUGCACGAGUGGCAAUGGUGAGGUGAUUUGGAUGUUUAAUGUAUGUUCAUGCAGGUCGGAUUUCCAUCGGUGGGUAAAUCUACGUUUCUUUCGAGUAUGACCAAAACUGAGAGUGUGGCUGCCGCUUAUGAAUUUACAACCCUCACCUGUAUUCCUGGUGUGAUUGAAUAUGAAGGUGCCAAAGUGCAAUUGCUAGAUCUACCUGGUAUUAUUGAAGGUGCUGCUCAAGGCAAAGGUCGAGGACGACAAGUUAUUGCCGUCGCCAAGACCGCCGACUUAAUUUUGAUGAUGUUGGACGCAACAAAAGGAGAUCAUCAAGUAAGUUUUGUUUUUAUUUUCCUAUUUUCUCUUUAGAGACGACUACUUGAAACCGAAUUGGAGGAAGUGGGAAUACGAUUGAAUCGACGGAAACCGGGAAUUUAUCUGAAGAGGAAGCCUGGAGGUGGAAUUAAGUUUACCCAUACAGCCAUCCUAACUCACUGCGACGAGAAGAUGGUGAUAAAUAUCCUCCAUGAGUACAAGAUUUUUAAUGCUGAUGUGGUCUUUAGGGAAGAUGCAACGUAGGUCCAGUAAUAAUGCAGUUUAUCUUCGACUUAGGGUUGAUGAAUUUAUUGAUGUGAUCCAAGGAAAUCGUGUUUAUUUGAAAUGUAUCUACGUCUACAACAAGAUCGAUCAGAUCACGAUUGAUGGGCUGGAUAAGAUUGCCCGACAACCUCACAGUGUUGUGAUUUCAUGUGAAUUGAAUCUGAAUAUGGAUUACAUGUUGAAGAAGCUGUGGGCAUACCUCGAUUUGAUCCGGGUUUAUACGAAAAAACCAGGAAACGCUCCCGAUCUGGGUAAGUUUACUAUGUUAUGGCCAUGAUUGCAUUUCCUUAGGGCCCGAUGACGGUAUUAUUCUUCGUUCCGGGGCCACCAUUGAGCACUGUUGUCAUGCUCUCCAUCGAACAUUAGCUGCCCAAUUCAAAUACGCUAUUGUCUGGGGUACUAGUACAAAGUUUUCCCCUCAGAGAGUGGGAAUAAAACACAAAUUACAUCAUGAAGAUGUUGUGCAGAUUAUGAAGAAAUGA
Molecule: messenger RNA, 1251 nt
Organism: Bursaphelenchus xylophilus (pine wood nematode)
Lineage: Eukaryota; Metazoa; Nematoda; Chromadorea; Rhabditida; Aphelenchoididae
Source: the annotation of a GenBank genome assembly